AUGGCUAGUGAGGAAGGAAUUGGUGGCUUCGGCCGCCGCAGACCGCAAUUUGAGGGCGACGACACCACCCCAACGACCGACCGUGAACUCAAGGGCUGGUAUUCUUACGGCAUCGCUGCCGAAGUCUUUGCGGUAUGCGGCGUUGGCUCUUUCCUUCCCGUCACGCUCGAGCAACUUGCUCGUGAGCGGGGUGUCUUGCGAACCGACGGCGUAACCUCUUGCAUGGAUGCCCAAGACAAGACCCAAUGCGUCGUCUAUCCUUUUGGCAGACAGGUCAGCACUGCCAGUUUUGCCAUGUACACCUUUUCCAUCGCCGUAUUUUUCCAGGCCCUCGUCUUGGUUUCUUUCAGUGCUGUCGCCGACCAUGGCACGUACCGCAAAAAGUUUCUGCUCACAUUUGCAUAUGUCGGAGCAGCUGCUAGCAUGCUCUUCAUCGUCGUCUCUCCAUCCUUGUAUCUCCUAGGCUCUUUGCUGGUGAUCAUUGGCGUAGCGUCUCUCGGAUCGUCAUUCGUGCUGCUCAACUCCUUUCUGCCAUUGCUGGCCGCAAACGAUCCCUCUGUGACUACGCAUUACAAGAACGUAUCCCAUGACGACGAAGAUGAUGAUACUUCAUACGACUCUUCAAGCACUUCAGCGCCUGAGCUUGCUCUUUCAAACAAGAUUUCAAGUAAGGGCGUAGGCCUUGGAUACAUUGCUGCAGUCUUUGUCCAAGUCCUGAGCAUCGGGCUUCUUUUUGGCUUGUCCAAAGUUCAUUUCUCGUCUUCAUCCAUCCCAUUACGGUCGGUACUUUUUCUCGUCGGCCUCUGGUGGGCCGUCUUCACCAUCCCGUGCGCUCUAUGGCUGCGGGACCGCCCCGCCCCACCGUUGGCCAGCUCGCUCACCCGGAAAAAUCGCCUGGCCCAAGUCGCGGCCUACAUCGGCUUCGCCUGGAAGUCGGUAUGGACGACGAUAAAAACGGCCGCCCAGCUUCGGCAAACCCUUGUCUUCCUCCUUGCGUGGUUCCUGCUCUCGGACGCCAUCGCCACCGUCUCCGGCACGGCCAUCCUCUUCGCCCGCACCGAGCUGAAAAUGGACACGGUCCCCAUCGCCAUCCUCUCCAUCACGGCCACCUCAUCCGGUAUCGCAGGCGCCUUCAUCUGGCCGCUCAUCUCGCGCCGCUACGACCUUCCAACCCACAAGACCAUCGUCGCGUGCAUCUUUCUCAUGCAAGUGAUCCCGAUCUACGGGCUCAUGGCCUACAUCCCCUUCGUCAAGAAAUGGGGCGUCGGCGGCCUGCAACAGACGUGGGAGAUCUAUCCGUUGGGCGUCGUGCACGGCUUCGUGAUGGGCGGACUGUCGUCGUACUGCCGCUCCUUCUUUGGCACGCUCGUGCCGCCUGGUUCCGAAGCGGCGUUCUUCGCCCUCUAUGCCGUCACGGACAAGGGGUCCUCGGCCAUCGGUCCCGCUAUUGUCGGUGCGAUCGUGGAUAGGACUGGUGGGCUGAGACCUGCGUUUUUGUUCCUGGCUGCCCUGAUUGCGGCGCCGGUCCCACUCGUGCUGUAUGUGAAUCCGGAGAAGGGGAGAGCGGAUGCGAGGGCAUUGGCUAGGAGGAUGGCUGGUGGAAGAGGUGGUGGAUAUGAAAGGGUUAGUGCAGGGGAGACGGAGGAUGAGUGA
Aplosporella prunicola CBS 121167 is the source of this 1653-nucleotide messenger RNA. RefSeq lists its product as uncharacterized. Bases 1 to 1653 code for a protein of 550 amino acids. The record is from RefSeq and is a predicted model, not a curated record. The transcript is spliced from 3 exons. NCBI's taxonomy places the organism in Eukaryota, Fungi, Ascomycota, Dothideomycetes, Botryosphaeriales, Aplosporellaceae. Gene Ontology annotation, biological process: amino acid transmembrane export from vacuole.